GUGCUCGGGCCUGUUAUUUAGUUGGACUUGGACGCCGGCCGACUUGACCACGCUCCAACUCGCCGCGCCGCCGCUUGCUCCCGUUCUCGCCGUCGCAGCCCGGGAAGACGAGAGAGUGUGGCCGCCGCCUGCUUCUUCUCUAGCGCUACACCUCGAUGGGUCAAGGUCUGAGCCAGCCCGCGCAGGCGGUGGAGGAGCCUUCUCCGCCUGCCGUCGAGGCGGCGCCGUCGUCGUCGCCGUCUCCUGCCCCGGCGCCAUCUUCCCUCGAGGCGCUCGCCGCAGAGGCUAUGUCAUUUGACGAGGAUGGCAAUGAGUCAAUUGAUGUGAAGGUACAGAAAGCACUGGACUGUCCAUGUGUAGCUGAGUUGAAAAAUGGUCCUUGUGGAAGUCAAUUUGUUGAUGCGUUCUCUUGCUUCCUGAAAAGCACAGAAGAGGAAAAGGGAUCAGAUUGUGUGAAGCCUUUUAUCGCACUGCAGGACUGCAUCAAAAUCAAUCCAGAGGCGUUUUCUAAAGAGAUUUUGGAAGAAGAGGAGAAUGACGAGGAGGCUGAGAAGUCCAACCUGAAAGUUAGAGCACCAGCAUGGUCCAGAGAAUCUAAGCCAAAGCUUUGAUUAGAUGGUGUGGUGUUUGGCUGAUACACUGAUACAGGCAUUCCUCCACCAGUCGACACACAACAUCACCUUGUUUCUUCUACGAGUGCUUCCGUAUUAGAUCAAUUGUUUUUGAGAUGGUGGUACAUAAAUUUGAGUCAGCAAUGAAGCGUCCAAGACACUUCGGCGGAAAUAAGUAGUAUUUCCACAAUUUAAUUUACAACAAACACUUACUGUUCAAAUGGAGAACUGACGAACUUGUAAUAUGACGUCAGUUCUAGACGGAUUAUACGAGUGGGUAAAGAUCAAAGUUAAUUAUUCUCGCGAUUACUGUCAGCUAAUGAUGGAUCAAUGUAUUGCCUUGAAUUGGUAACUGUUCGUCA
Molecule: messenger RNA, 973 nt
Organism: Oryza sativa Japonica Group (Japanese rice)
Lineage: Eukaryota; Viridiplantae; Streptophyta; Magnoliopsida; Poales; Poaceae
Source: RefSeq, a predicted model, not a curated record